This is a messenger RNA of Caenorhabditis briggsae, 342 nucleotides long. The record is from RefSeq and is a predicted model, not a curated record. Lineage: Eukaryota; Metazoa; Nematoda; Chromadorea; Rhabditida; Rhabditidae. The transcript has 3 exons. Bases 1 to 342 code for a protein of 113 amino acids.
AUGUUUGCGGUUCCGGCUAACCCACCCCGAGAACUGCUCUACUCUAAGGAUUUUAUCCAAAACGUCAAGGGAUUUCUCCGAUGCCUUCACAAAUUGAUGUCCCAUCCGAGAGCGAAGCUUCCCGACAACUACUCUAUCCUAUACAGCUUGAUAUGCUAUUACACAGCAAUAGUCAAUGCGCCAAAUGUUCCAUCAAGCAAGGACAACAUUCGAUUGUUUAAAGAAGGCCUCAAGGUGUGCGCACACUACGAAAAUAUUGUUGCAAGAGCGAUUCCAGGAGGGAAGACUGUUGCUGAGGCUCUGGCUGAGAUUGCGGAGGAGCUACGCCGCAACAACAAAUAG